Molecule: messenger RNA, 303 nt
Organism: Sparassis crispa
Lineage: Eukaryota; Fungi; Basidiomycota; Agaricomycetes; Polyporales; Sparassidaceae
Product: Protein transport protein
Exons: 3
Coding region: 1-303 (100 amino acids)
Biological process (GO): endoplasmic reticulum to Golgi vesicle-mediated transport
Cellular component (GO): COPII-coated ER to Golgi transport vesicle; Golgi membrane; endoplasmic reticulum membrane
Source: RefSeq, a predicted model, not a curated record
AUGUUGUUUGUGGGAACGAUCAUUUAUGUUGCUCUUCUCCUCGUCAAUGCGAUGGCAGUCCUCAGCGAAGACCGCUUUCUUGCCCGGAUUGGCUGGUCAUCCAGUACACCACAGACAGCGAAUACGGCCUUCAGCCAACCGUAUGCGCAGCCCUAUGACCAAGCGGGAUACCCAGGAGGACAGGACGUUGGGAUGAAAGGGCGGCUAAUAAACCUCAUUAGUGCGGUAAGGACUGUAAUGCGAAUACCACUCAUCGGCCUCAAUAUUGCGGUCAUCAUAUACGAGUUGAUCCUGGGUGGCUAA